Paramecium tetraurelia is the source of this 1710-nucleotide messenger RNA. RefSeq lists its product as uncharacterized. NCBI's taxonomy places the organism in Eukaryota, Ciliophora, Oligohymenophorea, Peniculida, Parameciidae. Gene Ontology annotation, biological process: protein phosphorylation. Gene Ontology annotation, molecular function: protein kinase activity; ATP binding. The record is from RefSeq and is a predicted model, not a curated record. The transcript is spliced from 4 exons.
AUGGAGGAUGACAGCAGAAUAAUCAAUGAUGAUGAAUCGUGCAUCACUAAUGAUUGUUAAGUGAACGAGACUUAAAUUAAAUAAUAUAAAAAGGUUAAAUUGUUGGGAGUUGGAGCAUAUGGUAAAGCCUAUCUUGUUUCAUCUGAUGAUUAAGAUGAAAUCAAAUAUGUUAUGAAAGUAGUACCUUAAUCAGUUUCGGCAAAUACAGAAGCAUCAAUAUUAUAAAAUCUAAGACAUGAUAACAUCAUCUAAUAUGUAGAAACCUUCAUAGAUAAUAAGGAUAGAUUAUGUUUAAUUAUGGAAUAUGCAAAUAAUGGUACCCUAGGCUAAUAUCUAAAAUCAAGAACACAGCCUUUGCCUGAAGCAUAAAUAGUUGAUUGGUUUACAUAAUUAUGUUUAGCUUUGCAAUGCGUACAUUCUUAAAAGAUAAUUCAUAGAGAUAUAAAAUCUGAAAAUGUUUUUUUACAUGAAGACAAAAUCAAAUUGGGAGAUUUUGGAAUUGCUAGAUCAGUGGAAUAAGAUUUGGCAACCACAUUUAUAGGAACCCCCUAUUAUAUUUCUCCAGAAAUAAUACAAAAUUAACCUUAUUCAUAUAAAAGUGACAUAUGGUCUUUGGGAGUACUUCUCUAUGAAAUGUGUACAUUUAAAUAUCCAUUUACUGCUGAUUCAUUACCAGCUCUAGCCAAUAAGAUCAUGAAAGCAAAAAUAUAACCAAUAAGUGCUUAGUAAUAUUCAUAAAAUAUGAAAAAUUUAAUAUAAUAGCUUUUGUAAUUGGAUGCAAAUAAGAGACCAACUAUAGAAUAAAUCUUAUGUAUAUCAUUUAAUCAUAAUUUAGAAAAUGCUUUAAUCCAAAAUAGAAUUAAAUAAUUAAACAUUAAGUAACAACAAAUCGUAAAAAUACCUGUUUAACCUAUGCAAAAGAAACAAUAACAUUAAGUUGUUAUAAAAAAUGAUGAAUACACUUAAAAUAAAAAAUUAUCUCGAGAGGAAUAAUAGAAAUUCAUGAGAGAAGAUAUUUAAAAGAAAAAAUGCCAACAAAAACCUUAAGAAGUAGUGAUAGAAUUAUUUGGUUAACCGAAAGUAAAAUAAGAUUAGCCUUAAUAGUAAAUUAAUUAAAUAGAUAAAAAAUUACCAAAAAGAAGAGAUAUUCCGGUUGAGAUUUAUUUGCCUUUUAUAUCCAGAUCUGAGUUUUUAGAUCAAUAAUAAUAAUAAUAAUAAUAAUAAUAAUAAUAAUAAUAAUAAUAAUAAUAAUAAUAAUAAUAAUAAUAAUAAUAACUAACUUAGCAGAGUUAAUCUCUAGAUGUAGUGACUAACAAUAAUAAUAAUGAAUUACAAUUAGAAAGAUAAACAUCUGAAAACUCAUUAAAUUAAGAUUUACCAAAUUAAAAGUUAGAAAAAUAGUUCUCCAAAAAAUAAGAAAACCUCAAAUGUGUUCCCUAAGACACAUAAGUUGCAUAGAAACCAAUUAUCAAAUUAAGUUUUGAAAGGGCAGAAAAAAUAAGAAUGAAUUUGGAAUAGGCCUUCGGAACUGAUUCAUUCUUAAAGGUAUACCAAAUUUUUAGAGGAUUGAGAGAGCAAUUGAGUGUAGAUGAAAUCUAUCAGCAAUAUGGACCUACCUAUGAGAGUUUGAUUCCAGAUAUUAAUUAGCAAUGUAUGUAGGAGUAAUUAUCAAAUUUAUUUAUAUUACUUGAAUUUGAUUUGGAGCAAUGA